GGAUAUUGUCAAUCAAUAUAUCGAUUAUCCUACUGCUUGGGAUCUGUGGAAGGGAAUCGAAGCCACCUACGGCUCCGGGAAAGAUCCCUUGCAGGUAUACAACUUGAUGGUGAAAGCUAGCAGCAUCAAACAAGGAGACCAGACACUAGAGAAGGUCUAUAGCCAAUUGCAAGCUGUGUGGAAGGAAAUCGACAGGAGGCGACCCAACCCGAUGAAAUGCCCAGAGGAUAUGACGAUUUUCACACAAAUUCAACAACAAAAUCGUCUGUAUCAAUUUCUACAAGCCAUAAACGAAGAGUUCGAUGUAGAAAAACGUGAUAUUCUCAAAACAGAUCCCCUCCCCUCCGUAGAAGAGGCAUACGCCCAAAUCAGGAGGGAGGCUACCAGGAAAGGAAUAAUGAAGGGAGACGAUGGGCCUUCAUCGGGAGAUGUUCCCUCAGGUCUUGGUAGUGGGUUCGCAGCCACACGGGCUAGAUUGCGAUCGGAAAAGGAGAUUGGUGGCCUGACAGCCGAAAGAGGGGGAAGAAGCUGCCUGGGGUCGCUGGGGCAGUGGUGGGCAAUCAAGAGACCACCAGCACCACCGCCAUCCAAGCGUCUGAAAACUUCGCCGGAAUCGCCAUGGGAUAUUCAGACGGGGAAGAUCAUUGGGCGUGGUUCUGAGCGUAAUGGCCUGUACUAUGUCGAGGAAUUUGAUCAUUACGGAACAGCUACGCUUGCUCAUGGGACAGUGGACAGGCAGGCAUGCCCAGUCCUGCCACCUGAAACUGUCCCAACCGAGGAAGUAAGUCACUCCGUGAGAUCAUCUUUUGAGAACAUUGAACAGUCCAACAACUCUGAACUCAUGUCUGAUUCUACUCCGUCUGAAAAGACUCCUGAGGUUAGUAUUUCCCCCAUUCCUGAUGAUUGCAUUGAUAAAUCUAAUGAUACCGUGGAAGAAUUGAAUAUAUCAAACAGAUAUGUUCUCCCACCACGGAAGAAUCGGGGAAUUCCUCCUGUCAGAUAUGAACUAGAAUACAUACCUCGGAACUCAAGAUAUCCUGUUGCUGAUCUAGUCAGGGGGAGUGUAUCACAGGCACUUCACACAUCCAGCCAUGAAGUUCCUAGAACAGUAGACGAAGCCAUACGAAUACCAGAAUGAAGAAAAGCAAUGGAGGAGGAG
Messenger RNA from Cuscuta campestris, 1159 nucleotides. Lineage: Eukaryota; Viridiplantae; Streptophyta; Magnoliopsida; Solanales; Convolvulaceae. The record is from the annotation of a GenBank genome assembly.